Molecule: messenger RNA, 504 nt
Organism: Iphiclides podalirius (scarce swallowtail)
Lineage: Eukaryota; Metazoa; Arthropoda; Insecta; Lepidoptera; Papilionidae
Source: the annotation of a GenBank genome assembly
AUGGAAUUUAAGUUUCUUGUAGUGCUCGCCUUUGUGGCCGUAGCUCGUUGCUCCGUGGUGCCAGCUGUCUCAGUGGUGCAAGCAGACGGCGACUCCUCAAGCUUUGCGUACGACGUGGCUGACCCCAACACCGGUGACUAUAAAAGUCAAGUGGAAUCUCGCGUUGGUGGUACAGUCAAGGGGCAGUACUCGUUGCUCGACGCUGAUGGCACCAAACGCAUCGUCGACUACACCGCUGAUGACGUCAAUGGCUUCAACGCAGUUGUGAGGAAGGAGCCCGCUGCUGUUGUAGCUAAGGUUGCCCCCGCAGUUGUCUCCGCACCAGCUGUCAGCCCUGCCUAUGUCGCUCGCUCCGUGGUUACACCAUCCGUCUACUCAAUUGGAUCACCUUCGUUCUAUGAAUCAUCACCCACUGUUUACGCUUCGAGAGCUUUCGUAGCCCCUUACUACUACCCGCGCACUCCUUACCCCUACAGUUCCUAUGCUACCGCUUUGACUUACCAG